Messenger RNA from Bursaphelenchus okinawaensis, 1578 nucleotides. Lineage: Eukaryota; Metazoa; Nematoda; Chromadorea; Rhabditida; Aphelenchoididae. The record is from the annotation of a GenBank genome assembly.
AUGUGGCGAAUUUUAGCGACAGUUGCAUUAUGUAAGUUAAUUUGAGUUUAUAUGCAAAUUUAUAUCAUAAAUAUUAUAUUAUCAUGAACUCUAUUUUUAUUGUCACUGCGGACAUAAAACACAUUCGUACAGUAAGCUUUAUCAUAAUAAAGUUUUUUUAGUAUUUAAUGUAAGCGGUGAAGAUGUAGGGCUCUUUUACACUGUAAACCCUCAAAUACCGCCUUCUGAAGUCAGUAGCGAGCCUCAUCCUGGCGUUCGGGAAUGUAACAAGUACCAGCUGGAAUACUGUGAGGUAACUAUGUUUGUUUACAGCUUUUUUUUAUAAAUCAAGUUUAAAUCAUUAGUUUAUUUGAUUUUAUUAUCAUUCUAUGUAAAUCGUACUAUAGUUAUGUAAACUUAAUAAUGUUUUAAGUCUCAACUAGCAAUUCACCUCGGCAUCGACAAGGAUCUAUUCAAAAAGCCAGUCGAGCUUGUGAGAGAAGUUGAAAAGAUCAUCUUCCACAAUGUAAGCCAAUACAAAUUAUUUUUAUAAACCAAUUAUUGUUUUUUUGUUUACAUACAUUACAUCUAUAAAUUCUGAUCUAACUUUCUACAAAUUUGGUACGUUUAGGGAAACACUGGUAUUCUGAACGUCUGCAAAGCCAGGACCGACUUCCAUACCUGUUUGGGAAGCGACUAUGCUGCUUGUACUGACCUAUUCAACAUCCUCAAGUUCCAAGGGCUCACUGGAAGAGAUGCCUUCAUUCUGGCCGACUUCUAUGACAAUAUGGACUUUGACUGUAACGGGGGCUUCUUACGUACGUUAAUGUAGAAAGAAAGAAGUUUAAAAAAAAAAUAGAAAAGGGUUGUUCAUGUUUAUAUAAUACUUGAUUUUUUUAAGUUUUAUCUUGGGAUUCUAUACUUAACUUCAUUACGGUAUAAUUGUAUGACAGAGUAUCAUCUUGUAAAACCCAAAUGUUACAGAAGGAAUCCGCCACUGGUCGUGCAUUGAAAAGACUCACUUGUCCGACAACUACAAGAAACAUACUGAAGAGUGCUUCAAGCAGUACAACGAGACCGUGCACAAGAAUCCCCAUCUGUACUGUCAAGCCGCCGAAAGCUUCAGCUUCUGCCAAGCCAUGGUCUACGCUUCGGAUGAAGAUUGUCAAGGUAGAGAGGUGAGUGUAAUAUCAGAACUAAUUAUGUUAGAGUAAAAUGUAUUUAAAGUAACACAUUAGUGCGAUUACAGGGUAUCAUUUAUCUCAUCCUAAUAUAUUUUUAUUCAGCUUCUUUGGUGGGAGUGUGAAAGAACGUUGAGAAGAGCCCAACUAGAUGGAUACUGUAGCCGCUCUUCAUGUGCCAAGGUAUUCGAGGAGCUUCGUGGUAUUAAGUCACAAGCACAACCAGUCGAGAAGAAGUUCACUCUCAGUACUCGUAAGUUUUUCAGUACUAAUUCAUCUUUGUAGCUAUUGUUCGAAAAAGAUUUUGUCUGUAAAUACAAAAAUCAUGCUAAACAUUACUGUAGCUUAACGUCAUCUUUCAGUUCAUCGCAAACUUCUGGCCGAUGCUGACAGAAAGCACAAGGAAAUGUUGAAUUAA